Messenger RNA from Pyrgilauda ruficollis (rufous-necked snowfinch), 3112 nucleotides. RefSeq names its product G protein-coupled receptor 107 (gene GPR107). Gene Ontology annotation, molecular function: clathrin heavy chain binding. Gene Ontology annotation, cellular component: Golgi apparatus; membrane; clathrin-coated vesicle. The record is from RefSeq and is a predicted model, not a curated record. Gene Ontology annotation, biological process: clathrin-dependent endocytosis. The transcript has 18 exons. Bases 188 to 1699 code for a protein of 503 amino acids. NCBI's taxonomy places the organism in Eukaryota, Metazoa, Chordata, Aves, Passeriformes, Passeridae.
GCGCGGGGGACGCUGACGCUGGAACAAAGAUGGCGGCCCGCGGCGCUGGGGCCGUGCUGGGGCUGCUGCUGCUGCUGCUCCGCGCGGGCCCGGCCCGCGCCCGCGUCCAUCACCUCACCCUCAAAGUAAGGAUGAUGUGAGGCAGAAAGUGCACCUGAAUACCUUUGGCUUCUUCAAGGAUGGUUUCAUGAGAGUGAAUGUCAGCAGCCUUUCCUUGAAGCCAGAACCAAGCCCUGAUGACAUGGACAGUUUAUCAGUGGGAUUCAGCUUGGAUCGAACAAGGAAUGAUGGUUUCUCCACUUACCUGGAUGAAGAAGUGGAUUACUGUAUCUUGAAGAAAACUCCAGAGCCAGAUGUCUCUGUUGUAAUCUUGCUUCUGGACAUCCGAAAUGAAGUUGUGAAAGUACGGUUCUCUUCAGAAGCUGCUUCUUUGUUACCUAAAAUUUUAUUUGUAUCUGAGGAAAAUGGUACUGCCUUAAAUACCAAGCUCCUAAAAACUUCUGAACUGAGCAGUGAUUCUGAUAAAAAUCCUCCAAAGACCAAUGAAAAUACAGAUGACAAAGAUAAGAAGUCCAAACGAAGUACAACAUCCUCCCAGAGCAUGGUAGAACAAGAACAUCCUGUACGCCGUGUCAAAAAAACUUUUUCGUUUCAGUUCUUUUUUAACAUCAGCUCGGAUAAACAAGAGGGUCUCUACAGCCUGUAUUUCCAUAAGUGUGUUGGCAAGAAAGGGCCAGCUAAUGAUCAGCUGCUGUUUAGUCUUGAUAUAGAUAUUACGGAAAAGAAUCCUGAAAGCUACCUCUCAGCAGGUGAAAUCCCUCUGCCAAAACUUUACAUUUCCAUGGCUCUCUUCUUUUUCCUGUCUGGGACUGUAUGGAUCCACAUACUUCGUAAACGCAGAAAUGAUGUCUUUAAGAUCCACUGGCUCAUGGCAGCCCUUCCUUUCACCAAAUCCUUGUCUUUAGUCUUCCACGCGAUCGACUAUCACUACAUCUCUUCUCAGGGAUUCCCCAUCGAAGGCUGGGCUGUUGUUUAUUACAUCACUCACCUACUGAAGGGAGCUCUUCUGUUCAUCACUAUUGCCCUCAUUGGCACAGGCUGGGCUUUCAUUAAACACAUCCUGUCAGAUAAAGAUAAAAAAAUUUUCAUGAUUGUCAUCCCACUUCAGGUACUGGCAAACGUGGCCUACAUUAUCAUAGAGUCAACAGAGGAGGGGACAACUGAGUAUGGACUGUGGAAAGAAAUCCUUUUCCUGGUGGACUUGCUGUGCUGUGGAGCCAUCCUGUUCCCAGUGGUAUGGUCGAUAAGACAUUUGCAAGAGGCUUCAGCAACAGAUGGGAAAGCUGCCAUUAACCUAGCAAAGCUGAAGCUCUUCAGACAUUACUAUGUCAUGAUUGUGUGUUACAUUUACUUCACACGGAUCAUUGCAAUUCUCAUAAAGAUUGCUGUUCCAUUCCAGUGGAAAUGGCUGUACCAGCUGCUGGAUGAAAUGGCCACGCUGGUGUUCUUUGUCCUCACUGGGUACAAGUUCCGUCCAGCAUCAGACAACCCUUACCUACAGCUCUCUCAAGAUGAUGAGGAUGACUUGGAGAUGGAAGCUGUGGUGACGACUUCAGGAGUAAUGGAGGGCAUGAAGAAGGUCAAGAAAGUGGUGAAUGGUUCAGCAGAGCCUCAGGGCGAAUGGGAAAGCACAGCGUGAUGGACUGGACUAAGGCAGCACUUUCAGAGAAACUUUUUUAAUUUAUUAAUAUUACUCUCAGUGGAAAGGGAGCAACUUGCACUCCCCACCACUGAAACUGCAGAGUGGGGUGUGUCUAGGGAGAGCAAAGCAGUGCAGAAAUAUAACUAUUCCUUUGAUCAUAAGAAAAUGGGAUCUCCUGGUACCUGCAAGGAGCGUGAAGCUUUCCUAGGGAUUUUGGGUAGCUUUUUUUCCCCCCUUUUCUGGAUUGGUUCUUUAUUCUGAAUUGUUGUGUUCCUCAGAAUGUGUAAUACUAAUGUGAAGAGGGAUCUUCAGUGUGUAUGUAAAGAAUAUAUUUUAUAUAAUGCUCAUAUAUAUAUACACACACACACACUUGCUUUGUAACAUGAAUGCUGGGACUUGGAAAGCCUGUCAGAAGGUGGGAAAAGAAGAUAAAGACAUGUAAGUAUUUUUUUUUCCUUUUUAUAAACUCUCCUUUUGGCUUGGAUGGAACAUUGCAAAACAAAUGGAUAGGAACAACUGCAGUUAUUUGAGAGACUGAACGGGUAUUGGAUCAGAUGACUUCUGCCACUGCUCAUGCAAGUGUGAAAGGUGAUAAGUAUCUUGUCUUAUCCCUGCAGGUGUCCACCUGAAUGUGUCAGGUUUUUAGAUGUGUUGCUAUACAGGAAAUGAGUGACUAUUCUCCAUUAAAGCACUAAGCCCAUAGUGCAAUAAGUAUUUAUGUACGUUGUCCACUGUCCCUGGAGUUGCUCUUGACUCACCCCUACCUGACAAGAAGUACAGAAGAGGUGUAAGACUGAUGCUUGCUUUUUAGGGGUCUGCCUAAAUGUUUACUUUCAAGCUGUGACCCAGAGCACAUUGGUUUGCUUCAUAAAAUAUUUUCAAGGUAUUUCAAAAGUCACUCCUUUCUGGCACAGUAUAAACAGUACCAGACUCUCCAGUGGAAAUCUGUCUAGCCAUUUUACUGCAGCAUAAAUCUCUGGUUCACAGUUACCCUGAGUUACUGGGCCUCUCUGGCUGGCUACUUGUACCUCUCUGGCUGUGUAGGAUUAAUAACACUGCUGUUUGAGGUGAGCUGAACUGGUCAAAGUAGUAUUGCCACCAAAAACAGUAACUCCCAGUCCUUUUUUUUUUUUUUCUUUUUUUGUCAGGAGAGUAGAAGAUUAUGACCAGAACCUUGAUGCAGGGGAAUAUGGAAUCCUUGACUGUUAGCUGCAGAUUUGCAGUGGAGUCUUUACAGACACAUUCCAAAAUGCCACAUGUGUUUUCGCUGUAGUCCCUGGGGUUGUCAGUAGGGCAGUUGUCCAAAGCUGUAGUAGUGAAAAUGGGUGCUCAUCUGGGGGAGGAUGGAAGUGGCUCAGUGGUGGAAUGAGGAUUAGCUUUAACAAAAAUAAAUCAUCUGUAAGUCACUGA